GUGGUUGAUGACGUCAGCUGGCUGCAGCGUCACAGCUUCUUUUGCUGAUGUGCGCAAAGUGAGAGAAGCUACAUGAUGCUCCCUGCUGCUGGAGUUGUUUUUGCAUUAGCUUGGAUUUAUCCAAGUCACGCGCUCUAUUUCCAUAUAGGAGAGACGGAGAAGAAAUGUUUCAUUGAAGAGAUUCCGGACGAGACUAUGGUUAUCGGAAAGUACAGGACUCAGCUGUGGGACAAGGAGACUAAUUCCUUCCUCCCAGCCACGCCUGGCCUUGGUAUGCAUGUGGAGAUCAAGGAUCCAGAGACAAAGAUUAUCCUCUCUCGUCAAUAUGGGUCGGACGGACGGUUCACCUUCACCUCCCACACUCCUGGAGAGCAUCAGAUUUGUUUGCACUCCAACUCCACCAAGAUGGCUCUGUUUGCAGGAGGAAAACUGAGAGUGCAUCUGGAUAUUCAGGUGGGAGAACACACCAACAACUACCCUGAAAUUGCCGCCAAGGACAAACUCACGGAGCUGCAGCUGCGAGUCCGACAGCUGCUGGACCAAGUGGAGCAGAUCCAGAAGGAGCAGAACUACCAGAGGUAUCGCGAGGAGCGGUUUCGCAUGACGAGCGAGAGCACCAACCAGCGUGUGCUCUGGUGGUCCAUCGCUCAGACACUCAUCCUCCUCGUCAUCGGCAUUUGGCAGAUGAAGCACCUCAAAAGCUUCUUUGAGGCCAAGAAACUGGUGUAACGUCGGCAGCGUUGGGGAUCAACAUAAACACAAGUAGACGGACUUGACGGACCGGAAUGGAGAGACGCCCCACCCUACAGUGCAGAUACACCCAGGAGGAGACGCUCCUGAUAUCAGCCACUAAAUGGUACGAGCAAAUCCACAGAGGCACAUAUCAACCUUAAAUAAUGAGCUUUUCCUCACAAAUGUUUUAGGCUAUUGUUGUUAUUAUACAACACAGUAGCACAACAUUCCAAUUGCCUUUUUUUCAUUGUGUUUGUUGUGUUCUCCUGAUAACACUGGACAUGUCAUGUGUUCUGUCCUCUGGUCAAGAAGAAGCAGAGACAUUAGUAAUCUGGGAUUGUUUUUAUGGUCAAACAGGAGUGACUGCUCCAAUAGAUAUGUAGGAAUGAGAAUGUUAAAGCUGUUACAAGUAGUGACCCAGUGCUUUAUUGAUACAUGCUUUUAUGUGGCCACAUUUUGUCAUUGAUAUUGUUGCACAUAGUUUUAUUACCAGGCCUUUUAGGAGAUAUAUAAAAUAAAUCUAUGUGGGGGGGCUAUACACCAUCAGAUAUAAUUGCCAUCAUGGCCUUUUAUUCCAAGCAGACUUUGAUCAGACUCAAAGAGCCCCAAUGUGGCUACCUGGGCGGAGCCAGAUGAUAUAAGCAGCCCAAACCGAGGGGGUCUGGGGGCUUCCGCCCACGGGGAGAUUUUUUUUCCCAUUCACGGCAGCUAUAUGCACUAAGCAUUUUCAGAUAAAAGAAUGCCUAAAAAUCUCUACAUCAUUUGGGUAAAACAUCAUCCUGUAGAGCCCAUUUUUUUUAUAGAAUUGCUCAACUGUCUUCGUCAUCCUGAAACCGUAAAACAUCAAAUGACGAGCAUGACUCAUCUUCACUCCUGCCACCUAAGAAGAGGCAAAAUGGUCUGAUGUUUCAUAACAUACAGCAUAUAGGUAAGGCAGGAAAUCUAGAGUUCACCAAAUGAAUGUUCAGCUGACCAUUCAGAGAGAAUGAGGGGAAAUUACUCAGUUUAAGGUAUUUUUUUAAACCAAAAAAAACUCUGGGGACCCCCCCCCCCCCCCGUCCAGAUCUUAAAGAAGCGAUGCUGCUCGCUCUAUAGAUUCCAAAUAAUCUCUAAUCCAGCUGUCUAUACUUGGUUUCCUCACCUUUUAAUGAAUACAUAUGGUCCCUUUUAAUGAAUACAUAUGGUCCGUUUCACUGAGAGAGGCUGAUCUGAUCUAUUUGUAGGUUUUCUAACUCGGAGGCUCUCAGCAGUGUUGAUCAAGUGGUCACACAUGUGCAAAUAUUAUACUGGCCUUGAUUCCUCACAUGUCAAUUUGACAACACUUUAAAGCUUGUAAUUAGCAUGCAUAAUAUAAACCCUUAAUAAAUGGUUUAUUACACACAGUAAUACAGUCAUGCGCAGCGUUGACAUUUUUAAGUGUCAAUGCAUUUGUGAACAAUUCUAACCUCCCAUAAUACAUUUGUAGCUGAUGAAUUACAUAUUAAUAACACAAUAUAACAAAGCUGUAGGGUAACACUCAAGAAUCCUCAGUGUGUUAUGAAACAUCUAUUAACUGUUUAUACACAAGAAGAAAUGUUUAUAGAUGUGUUCUAAUCUCAUGAAGACCUGUUGAGAUUCUUCACUUCAGAACUUAAGGUCCACUUACUAGUCCUUCCAGAGCUUUCAGCCUCAGCAGCUAACGGAAGAGACUCAGUUGUGUCGGAGGCUGAAGAUUUAAGUAAAUACAACACAAUACAUAGUUAAUACAAUCAUUCUAAUAAUAAAUACCUCAUGUUUCAUACACAUUCAUUGUUUAUACAUCAGUCACAAAUGCUCAAAGAAGUUAUAAUUGUUGACAUUAAUAAACAUUGUCCUUAUAUCUCCUUACACCAGAAUGAAGUGUUUAUAUAAUGCUUGUAAAUGUGUAAUGGAGGUUCUAAAUGAAGUGUUUCCAUCCUUCUGACUGUAUAUAGUUUCUAGCUAGAGUUCUGUCUGCUGUACAUUUGACCAGAGCUAGGUCUGUAGACCGUGUUUGAUAUGCCUCUUAAUAACAGGAUUCUACUGUAUGUUGUAAAUAACGGUGUAUUGACUGUUUUCUAAUGCCUUUUACACAGAUUGAAUGUCUUUUACGUUUUUCCAAUUGUGUCACCAGGUUUCUUUGUUUCGUCAGAGCGUAUUUAUUGAGCUUAAACGAGUUUACCGUCAUUAUCGUGAGCUAUUUUGGGUUUAAUUUAUCAAUGCCGGACAGCAUUUUGAUACCUUUUGGAAACACUGCUGAUUCAGAUUCCUAGUGAGACAUUGGAAGGGAAUAUAUUGAGUCAGUGGGUUCCAGGUGUUCAUUUUUUCAUGCAUUAAAUUGUCAUCGCUAAGACUUGUUUUCAUUGUGGUUCAGAUGUCAGCUCCAUGUGCUUAAUAAAGAAAUUUUAGCCAAA
This is a messenger RNA of Anarrhichthys ocellatus (wolf-eel), 3143 nucleotides long. RefSeq names its product transmembrane p24 trafficking protein 4 (gene tmed4). NCBI's taxonomy places the organism in Eukaryota, Metazoa, Chordata, Actinopteri, Perciformes, Anarhichadidae. The record is from RefSeq and is a predicted model, not a curated record. Bases 73 to 729 code for a protein of 218 amino acids. The transcript is spliced from 5 exons.